This is a messenger RNA of Penicillium oxalicum, 570 nucleotides long. RefSeq names its product putative IgE binding protein. The transcript has a single exon. Lineage: Eukaryota; Fungi; Ascomycota; Eurotiomycetes; Eurotiales; Aspergillaceae. The record is from RefSeq and is a predicted model, not a curated record. Bases 1 to 570 code for a protein of 189 amino acids.
AUGAAGACCUUCAUUGCUUCCCUCGCCCUCCCUCUGCUGGCCGCCGCUGCGCCCACCAGCCAGGCCCCGGCCGCCAACCCAUCCUUUGGCGUGGUCGCCAUCCGCUCCGGCUCCGGCAUCCAGUAUGCCUCCUUGAACGCUGCCGGCCAGAAGUUCUACCUCGGUGGCACCACCACCUCCUACUGCCCCAGUGAGACUGUCCAGAACUGCCCUCCCGGCGACCAGACCAUCAUCGCUCCCGGUGGCAACGCCCUGGACGUCGAAGUCCCCGGCGGCCAGCAGAUCUACGUCGAUCCCACUGGUGCCGUGAGCUUCACCCAGGCCCACUCCGCCGCCAUGCCCCAGGGCUCCAUCGUCGGUGAAUUCGCCUACGAGACCGAGGGCGAUGCCGCUCACUGGACCUUCAAGGGUGACGGUCUCCUGGCCUGCCCGACCACCGACAACCGCUACCAGGUCUUUGCCCCCAUUGAGAACCUGAAGGUUCCCUCGGGCAACAAGGACGACUGCCUGGGCUUCUCGGCCCGUGCUUUCACUUACUCCGGUAGCACCCCUGCCUGGCAGUACAUCUAA